Messenger RNA from Postia placenta MAD-698-R-SB12, 837 nucleotides. RefSeq lists its product as hypothetical. The record is from RefSeq and is a predicted model, not a curated record. Bases 1 to 837 code for a protein of 278 amino acids. Lineage: Eukaryota; Fungi; Basidiomycota; Agaricomycetes; Polyporales; Adustoporiaceae. The transcript has 2 exons.
AUGGCCAAUAUCCUCCUGAAUACUGGCUUCAAGCAGGCAUUCUCAUUACCUCUAAUGUCCUUUUAUUACGAAGUGAAUUCGUCCGGAGACAAAUUCGAGCAGUAUCGACUCCUGCAUGUAAUUCAUUAUAAGAACAAGGAUGUCAUCGGAGCAGCUCACGAAUUUCUCAUUCUUGGCAUUCUCAGUGGCACACAGACCUUCUACGUGCGGGUUGAAAGACGACCUACCCUACGCGCUUCAAAUGUAUCAGGUUCCGUCGCUGAUGACAGCAUUAGUCGGGAGCAAGACUUCGAUCUAGAGGCCUACAAGAAAAAAUACGACAUGGUCACCGACCACAGGUGUCCUCGAAAGCCGGUUGUCCGCGUUUCCGACAUCUGCGAAAUCUUCUGUGCCAUGCACAAGAUAUCUCCGAAUUAUGAGCUUCUCAAGUAUCAGUGCUAUUGGCUUUGUAGCACGUUCUUGCGGAAGCUCGAACGUCUCGACGGAGGGAAGCCGUCCACGACCAAUGUCUCGAGAGGGAAGGAAGCAAUUGCGGGGAAAUGGGCUCGCUUUGUGCCGAUUAUCACUGAGAGAAAGGUGCAGAGCGAUAUAAAAGCGGCGGAGGAGCGUGAGGAAGAUGAGGUGAAAAAGAAGGAAGAGAGAGAGGACGGACGGAUUAAUGCUGAGUUCGUGAUGAGCAUCCAACGCGAGAAGAAGAAGACCUUGAAACAGGUCGAGGAGACGCAAGCCGCUGUGACUCCGCUCCUCAUAACGAGCCGGGGAAAGGGCGCUGCAGAAGAGCUGGCAGUGAGAUCUGCAUUCUCGAGGCUUGUCGUCCACGCAAGCAAGGGUCAGUGA